Macrobrachium nipponense is the source of this 1273-nucleotide messenger RNA. RefSeq names its product mannose-1-phosphate guanyltransferase beta-like. The transcript is spliced from 3 exons. Gene Ontology annotation, biological process: GDP-mannose biosynthetic process. Gene Ontology annotation, molecular function: mannose-1-phosphate guanylyltransferase (GTP) activity. Gene Ontology annotation, cellular component: cytoplasm. NCBI's taxonomy places the organism in Eukaryota, Metazoa, Arthropoda, Malacostraca, Decapoda, Palaemonidae. The record is from RefSeq and is a predicted model, not a curated record. Bases 40 to 585 code for a protein of 181 amino acids.
GCAUUAAGUCAUCUUUUGAAUGUUUACUUUUGCAAAAUUAUGUUGCAAUGUCAAUUUUUUCAGUGCCGUCCAAUGAGCAUUGAAAAGGAAGUGUUUCCAUACAUGGCCAGUGAUGGCCAGUUAUAUGCACAGGAACUUCAAGGCUUCUGGAUGGAUAUUGGUCAGCCCAAGGACUUUUUAACUGGAAUGUGUUUAUAUCUCAACUCUUGUAAAACAAGCAACACUGCCAAACUGUAUAAAGGUCCAGGUGUUGUUGGCAAUGUCUUAGUUGACCCUUCUGCACAAAUUGGGAAAAACUGUCGCAUUGGUCCCAACGUAACUAUUGGUCCAGAUGUUGUAAUUGAAGAUGGAGCCUGCAUCAAGAGAUGUACCAUUUUACGGGGGGCAACCAUAAAGUCGCACACGUGGCUAGAGAACUGCAUUAUUGGAUGGAAAUGCAUUGUUGGUCAAUGGGUACGGAUGGAAAAUGUGUCUGUGCUAGGUGAAGAUGUAAUUGUCAAAGAUGAAUUGUAUAUCAAUGGUGGGAUGGUGUUGCCACAUAAGAGUAUAGCAACUUCUGUCCUAGAACCAAAAAUUAUAAUGUAAAUUAGUGUUUACAGCAGUUUUUGUUUUGUGAUUUUUCAUUAUUACUAGAGUUACUUUCAUAAUAGCUACCACACUGAAAAAGUAGAGUAGUAAAGGUUCUCAAUUUUUUGAGAUUCAGCUUUGUGAUAUGACUUUAUCAACCUGAUAUAUUUACCAUUAUCAGCAUUUGUAAAUUUCAACUUUAAUUGGUCAUUUUAAAGUUUUAGUUAUUUAAUCCCCUCCUCAUAAUUUCAUCUUUGUACAUAUCUGUUAGAAGGCAUAUUCUUCAACAAGUUCCAUUCAAAAUCCUUUUGAGCUUCCAUUCAUUCAGAUAGGCAAAUAUUAAUUUCUGGCUGGAAAUUUUACUGUUGGGUAGUGAUUAGCAAAAAUAAAUUUGGUGGUAGCCUGUUGAAGGUUUGGAUGAAUUAAAUAAUCACGAUGUAUAUUCAUCCAAUCUUGAAAAAUUUGUAUUGCAGAACUUAUAUAUGUAACAGAUAUUCUCAGCAAAAUGAAGAAAAAUCCAAAUAUUUGGGAAUGUAUUCAACUGGAAGAAUGACUUUAGUAGUUCCUUUUCUGGAGAUACGCCUAAUUUACUUUUAUUUUAGAUGUAUGAUACUCUGUUUAUCAGCAUAAGAAAAUUCCAGAACAGUUGUAAAUUAAUUUCUAGGAGAAUAAAGUUUCCAUGACAAACUGGAAGAAGAACUUUUAA